AAACUCUUCUCCUGCUUUUUGCAGUCACCUAUACUCCAAGGAGAGCUAGAUGAAUUGUGAUCCUUUGGUUGUGGUCAGCUGCUCUUUUUGGUGCCGGUUUAUGAUUUGAACCGAGGGGCUUUCUGACCCUGGGAAUUUUCACAAGACUUCACCAUGACACUUCUGGGGUCUGAGCACUCUAUGCUGAUUCGGAGCAAAUUCAGAUCAGUUUUACAGUUGCGGUUACAGCAGCGAAGAAGCCGAGAGCAGCUUGCCAGCCAAGGCAUCAUGCCACCACUGAAAAGCCCUUCUCCCUUCCAUGAGCAAAAGAAGAGCUUGGAGAGAACCAAGACUGAAGAUUAUUUUAAGCACAAGAUCCGAAACAGACCUGAGCAUUCUGAACUGCUUGAUAUGCACAUUGUUCAAGAUUCAACUGCAGAAGAAUCUGUUCAAGCUAGUCAGAUGAAACUAAAACGAGCCCGUCUUGCAGACAAUCUGAAUGAAAAAAUUGCUCUUAGACCAGGACCUCUGGAGCUGGUGGAGAAGAAUAUCAUUCCCAUUGACUCAGCUGUGAAAGAGGCCAUCAAAGGUACCCAGGGAAACUUCACUAAAUCUUCAGAUGCCUUUGCUUUUGAAGAAGAUAGCAGCAAUGAUGGGAUGUCCCCAGAGCAAGUUAAAAGUGAGGAUUCUCAAGGGUCUACAGAAUUGGCAACAAGAAUCAAAAUACCUGAAGCAACAUUUCCUUCUGUGUCUGGGACAACUCAGGGCCAUUCCCAUAGUUCUGAAAAUGAUAUGACUGAUUCGUCAUCUCUGCAAAAUAGUCAGCCAGAAAGUCCAAAACAGCUCAAUGGGCCGCAGACACCUCCUAUUCCUAUUCCUACAUCUGUGAAGAACACACAGUCAAAAUCUUCAAGUGAUGGCAAGAAUCGCCACAAAAAACCUAAGGAGAUGAAGCCCAAAGUGAAGAAGCUAAAGUAUCACCAAUACAUUCCACCAGACCAGAAGGCAGAGAAGUCUCCUCCUCCCAUGGACUCUGCCUACGCCAGGCUACUGCAACAACAGCAGCUCUUCCUGCAGCUCCAGAUCCUUAGCCAGCAACAGCAGCAUCGACACCAGCAGCAGUUCAAUUACCCUGGGUCACAUUCCUCUCAGCUAAAACAACCAAAUGAGCCUAAAAUCUCAGGCUCUUCCCCUACGACAAUCACCAAUAAUCCUCUUUCUCCAGUGAAGGGAACCUUUUCUGGGCCAUCUUGCAUUUCAUCCCUCAAACCAGGUCCUCUCCCAUCCAAUCUGGAUGACCUCAAAGUGUCAGAAUUAAGACAGCAACUCCGAAUAAGGGGACUUCCUGUGUCAGGUACAAAAACAGCCUUGAUGGAACGUCUUAGACCUUUUCAAGAGUGCAGUGGGAAUUCAGUGGCUUCUUUCAAUGAAAUAACCACUGUUACUUUCCCAGUAACCCCAACAAGCUCUCUCUCCAGUUAUCCAUCGCAGUCUUCUACCAGUCUGUUAUCCAAUGGCUUUUACCACUUUGGCAGCACUAGUUCCACUCCACCCAUCUCUCCAGCUUCCUCUGACCUUUCAGUGAGUGGCUCCUUGCCAGACAGUUUCAAUGAAGGACCAAUGUCUUCCCCACAGUUUGUCUUGCACCCUUCACCUGUGCAAGGUGGUUGUGAGGAAAACCUGGUGGGAAGCAUCAACGGAGCUGGCAUCCAGCAUGAUGUUGAAAGGGUUGACACAGAGAAAGACAAAAUGUUAGUGGAAAAGCAAAAAGUAAUCAAUGAGCUGACUUGGAAAUUGCAACAGGAGCAGAGGCAAGUGGAAGAGUUGAGAAUGCAGCUCCAGAAGCGCAAAAGAAGCCAUGGACUGGAAGAUAAGCAGCCCCCAGCACAUGUAUUUGGUUUUCCAGUCAAGCAGGAGAAUGCAGUGUCCAGCUGCCCAUUUGCCUCUAAGCAAGCUGCCUUGAAAGGUAAAGCUAGCAAUUCUGAGGCAUUAAGUAACUGUGGGACACCUCAGAUGCCUCAUCUUGUAAAUAGCCAUUGUAUGGAACCUUCCGGACAAAAUGGCAUACUGUCCUCCACAUUCCUAAGCCCACAGUGCUCUCCUCAGCAUUCUCCACUAGAGGCAGCAAAGAGUCCUCAACAUAUUAGCCUUCCGCCCUCACCAAACAGCCAUUACCUUCUCUCCAUGUCUCCUAGCCAUCAGGGAGAAGGACGCAGCAGUUCUCCACAACCCAGCCGCCAUUUGUGCACAACUCUGGUGCCGACACAAGCAGGCCCAAAGUAUUCCGUUCUCUCUGCCAGCUUUUGUAAAUCCAGUGCUGCUCUCCCAGAGGGAAAACAGCCUCCACCUUAUGCUGAUGCUGUAAAACAGCAAAUGACUCAAAGUCAGCAGAUGGAUGAACUAUUAGAUGUGCUUAUUGAAACUGGAGAAAUGCCUGCAAAUGCUAAAGAGGACCGCCCUUGUCUUCAGAAGGUACCUCAGAUAACAGUGUCUUCAGGAACUUCUGGAACACCCUUGUUACUAAAGGCAUCCACUGCAUUUGAGCAAAACACCUCAAAUCAGCUCCCCUUUGAACGCUGCUCGAGCAAUGACAGUCAUUUGGAAAUCUUGUUAAAUUCCCACAGUCCUCUUGGGCGGUCAAGUGAAGUCACCCUUCUGAAAUUGGGUACCGAGGAACCUCACUUUGAUGGAGCAAUGGAAGGAUUUUCUAGCAAGGCUGCCGAUGAAUUAGUCUCACCCCAUGAGAUCCUGCCAACUCCCCUCUCGCCCAUGGAGACUCAGUUGUCUCCCUCAUCUGGUGAAGGAACUGGUUUGCACAUGAGCUUCACAGAGUCUCCCUGGGAAACAAUGGAAUGGCUGGACCUCACACCACCAAGCUCAGCCAAUGGUUUUGGUUCCCUGACCACUACAGGGCCCAGCAUCUUCAACAUCGAUUUCUUAGAUGUUACUGAUCUCAACUUGAACGGCACUAUGGAUCUGCACUUACAACAGUGGUGAUCAAAGUAAACCUUAAGGAUGGGGAGGAAACAUACCACAAGUAAUUUCUAUGGAAAGAAUUAAAAGACUAUUUUAGAAUGUUUUGGAAUAAUGCA
Molecule: messenger RNA, 3071 nt
Organism: Pantherophis guttatus
Lineage: Eukaryota; Metazoa; Chordata; Lepidosauria; Squamata; Colubridae
Gene: MYOCD
Product: myocardin
Biological process (GO): cardiac muscle cell differentiation; positive regulation of transcription by RNA polymerase II; smooth muscle cell differentiation
Cellular component (GO): nucleus
Molecular function (GO): transcription coactivator activity
Source: RefSeq, a predicted model, not a curated record